AUGGCCUCCAACUUUCAAAAUGGGAGAGUAGCAUUCGAAUCUCUGAAGGAUGGAGCUUCAGAUGAGCAACAGGGCUCUACAACUACAAACUACAAAAUGGGCCUGAUGAUGUCUUCUGUGCACAACGAGUACUCCGAUUUGGAAGAUGAAAGCUCAGAGGAAACUUUCGAAGAGACUGAACCAGCCAACGUUCCACAAGCUAGUGAUGCCGAUGAUUACAAAGAUGUCUCGGGGAAAUACACCCGAUACGGUAUUGGAGCCAAAUUGAUGAUGAAGAUGGGAUAUCAGCAAGGUAAAGGCCUAGGUUCUGACCAAUCUGGCAUUGUCAAUCCUAUUGAAUCGGUGGGAACAAAGGGCAGAGCCGGUAUUGGAUCGGCAAAGCAGACGGUCACGGAUAAAGGCUCUGCGGCGGUAGCGGCAGCAGCAACAGGUACAAAAGCGGCUCUUGUACUGGAUGAAGAAAGCGAUAUGGACGACGCGGAGACAAAGGAGAUGGGUCGGUUGAAACUAAAAGUUUUCGACAUCUUGCUCAAGUUGGAAAAGUUUGGACUCGAGUUACCGGGCCAUCUUUCAAACUGGGCUCAAGGACUACGGCAGGGCGUGCCAACUCUAUUGGAUCCCAUAGAAAACACUUAUAGACAGCUCAAGGAUAUAUAUGAAAACAUGAUGGUUUUGGACCAGAGACAAAAAUCGAUGGAUUUUGAAUUAUCUCAAUCUUAUGAUCUUGAAACUGAGAUCGAAGACGAGAUACUGCAAUUAGAGGCAACGCAGAACUUGUUUCGUGAUAUUGACGUCGACAAGUUUUCAGAAUCCUUGUCCUUGUCCUCUUCCUCCUCCACCUCCAUCAUUGACAAGUCAUGGCUCCAACAGAUAUCGCUAUUCAAGGACUCUUCCAUGAUCAAGAGUGAUCUCCAAGAAUCCGCAUUUUUGAGCUUGGUGCAAUCAAAACUCGCCAGCUUGCUCAGUGUGGACCUAGCGGAUUUGGAAAUGCAAGAGAGCGUCGUGAUUCCGGCACUACAUGAGCUAUCACGAUAUUUUCUUUCGACACAUGCACAGAGAGGCGGCAGCCCUGCCCAGCUUGAUCUUUAUUUAUUGAAAUAUUACUCAGAUUCAUUCAAAAAACUCAUCACGAGUACUAGGGAGGCCCAUGGAGAUCAAACUUGUGACCAAGUAAUGGUUGCAAUAUUGUCGCUUUGGCUGAGUUUACCUGUCUUUGUCGACAUGGACGGUGCCUUGUAUUGGCUCUUGCAAGAGAUAUUUGCAAAUCGCAUGGCCUGGUACAUCGACGCCUGGGAUCCGCAUUCGACGCAUAUAUUAGACAUUAUCGUGAUGGACUACUUGACUGUGUUUUCUAGACAAACCGGUGCCCAGUUGAGCAGAGUCUACAAUGCGUUGACAGCAAAGAUUCAUGGUUACUUGGACCAUGAUAGCACAAACUCCAUGUGGUUUGAGCUCAAGCUGGCCACGAAACUCCGUGACACAAGGACCCAAUUGGAGUUGAUAUUCAACAUCUUGCUACCGCAAAUUGCUGUUCACAACAGCAAGCUGCAAUCGGCCUCACUUGCUAGUUUAGCGGAAAAAUCGCUUGUCAGCUGGAUAAGCGAAUCCAAUCUUGAUGAUGAAUUCACAUUUGAUGUUUUGUUAACGGUGUGCCAAGCUGCCAAGUUCAAAUCCAGUUUGCGCAUCCUUCAGUAUAUGGUUUUCAACAAAUGGCUACAAAUUGCAGUUCAACUCCAUGCGAACCAAACGGAUCCGACCCGAAUACCGCGGUGGUUUUCGAAAUGGUAUUCGUAUUUCACGCAGAAACUGGCCAUUAUGGACGAUGAUGAUGAUGUGUUUGAGGAAGUGGUCACGUGGUAUUUGGCGAAGGCAUUGAAGAUGAUUCAACUGAAUUUCGACCUGAAUGAAUGCCAAUCUUUACCGAGAUUAAAUGGCGAGAUACUACCUACACCUGACCAAUUUUUUCACUUUGACCAUGCGAGCACACCCGAUGCCAGUGGUCUAGCGUCUGACCAAUUGAUGGUUACAUUCAAGGAUAUGGUUGAUGAUUUCUGUUUCGAUCAUGGCAUAUCAGUGACUUCCUUGCGAGGAAGAUUCCAUGAAACAAAAGGGUUCCCCAUCAUGGAGUUUGCCCGAGGGCAAGGCAGGCCCAUACACGCGUACAUUAACGAUGAAGUAUUGUGGAUUUGCAGUUCUUCUGGAGACCCUGAAAGAGGCGACUACGAGCCAAUUGAUUUUACAACCCUACUGGACAUUGUAUAG
This is a messenger RNA of Lodderomyces beijingensis, 2262 nucleotides long. NCBI's taxonomy places the organism in Eukaryota, Fungi, Ascomycota, Pichiomycetes, Serinales, Debaryomycetaceae. The record is from the annotation of a GenBank genome assembly.